Molecule: messenger RNA, 1290 nt
Organism: Culex quinquefasciatus (southern house mosquito)
Lineage: Eukaryota; Metazoa; Arthropoda; Insecta; Diptera; Culicidae
Product: putative gustatory receptor 2a
Exons: 2
Coding region: 1-1290 (429 amino acids)
Biological process (GO): sensory perception of taste
Cellular component (GO): axon; membrane; dendrite
Source: RefSeq, a predicted model, not a curated record
AUGCACAAGUGGUUCAGCAAGCGCACGAUCCAGCUGGUGAACCGUCCACCGCCCUCCCAGCCGGAGGACUUCAGCGACCUGUUCGUCCUGGUCCUGAAGUGUUUCCGCCAGUUUGGCCUCAGCACGGUACAGGUUACAGCCGUCAAGGGCCAGCCCAAGUUCGUCACCAGUCGCGGGCUGGUGGUGCUGGUUGCGUUCGUCCUGGUCGUCACCUGGGCCGCCCUCGUCGGGUCGUUCUUUCUGCAGUACAACACGGCCAUGAUCACGGGGAUCGCGAACCACAUCCAGUUCAUUACGAACGUGGUGGCGCUGACGGCGACGCUGAUCGUUCCGAUGUUCAAGUGUUCCGAGUUGAACGAGAUGUUGGUCGAUUUCUGCGUGAUUGAUGCCGAGUUGAACUACUUUAACGUGAAGUUGCCCCACUGGCAGCACAAGAGUGGUUUCAUGCGGUGUUACGUGGUGCAUUUGUUGUUCUUGAUCAUUACGGCUAGUUUCGAUGGUUACGUCCUGUUGAUCAUGUCGAAGGAGACGCCGCUGUGGCUGUGGUUCUUUCAUCUGCUCCCGUUCGCGUUGUACUCGUUGGCGUUCAUGAACGCGUUCACGAUGAUCCGAUGGGUCAAGAUCAGGAUUCAACAUGUGAACAUGCUGAUCGAGCAGUACCAAAAGUUCCCGCUGUUUGACGAGGUUGGUCGUAGCAAGUUCAGGCUGACCUCGGUGGUCAUGAUGAACGGCGUGGAGGAAUCCAGCAUCAACAACCGCAUUCUGAUGAUCGUGUCCCGUACGAUCGACCUGGCAACCCGGCUCGAGUCCUACAACGGACUCCUCUUCCUAUUUGGCUACCUCGCUCUAUUCUGCGUCACCACGAUCCAGGUGUACUACUGCUACCUCCACGUCUUCAUCGGCAUCCCCGGCCAAAGCUUCUCGGUGUACUCGUUCGUACUAUCGCUGGUGAUCAUCGUCGGUAACCUGUUCGCGAUCCUCUCGAUCCCGUACAUCUGCGAACAGGUCGGUAACGAGUCCAAGAAGCUGCUCUCCUACCUGUCCAAGCUGUCGAUGCGUUACGGCCAGAGCGUCCAUUCGUCGGUUUGGUUCCCGAACCUGAUCUCGAGCGUCAAGUUCUCCGCGCUCGGAUUCUUCAACAUCAACUACAACAUGCUGUCCUCGUUCUUUGCAGCGCUGAUCACCUACCUGAUCAUCUUCAUCCAGUUCAACUCGAUCGUGACGAACGACGAAAAGACAGGUCAGGCGACCAGAUCGGGCAAGGCGAAUCAUAGACCAACGGAGUAUUGA